Messenger RNA from Oncorhynchus gorbuscha (pink salmon), 1545 nucleotides. Its product is annotated as C-C chemokine receptor type 4-like. Gene Ontology annotation, cellular component: membrane. The transcript has 2 exons. NCBI's taxonomy places the organism in Eukaryota, Metazoa, Chordata, Actinopteri, Salmoniformes, Salmonidae. The coding region runs from base 136 to 1182 and encodes 348 amino acids. The record is from RefSeq and is a predicted model, not a curated record. Gene Ontology annotation, biological process: G protein-coupled receptor signaling pathway; immune response; chemotaxis. Gene Ontology annotation, molecular function: chemokine receptor activity.
UGGUACAAAAGAAUAGAGUAGACAAAACCUAAGAGUAGUUUCCCGGCCACACUGUUUCAACCAGCACACACGUUAUCACCAGAGGAAGGGUUACAGCAUUCAAUCUGUACAUCAGAAAAGAAGAGACUGGGUAAGAUGAAUACAACCGAGGCCACCAGCACAGAUGAUUACAGUGGCGAUGACUACUAUGGCAUCAUGAACAGCCCCUGUAGCACUGGCACCAGUCUAACCCAAGGGUCCAACUACCAGCCCAUUCUCUUCUACCUGGUGUUCACCCUGGGUCUGACAGGCAACAGUCUGGUGCUCUGGGUCCUCCUCAAGUACAUGAAACUGAAGACCAUGACAGACAUCUGUCUGCUGAACCUAGCCCUAUCUGACCUGCUCCUCGCCCUCUCCUUGCCUCUCUGGGCCUACCACGCCCAGGGUCAUGAGUUUGAAGGGGACAGUCCGUGUAAGAUCAUGGCUGGUGCCUACCAGGUGGGCUUCUACAGCAGCAUCCUGUUUGUGACCCUGAUGAGUAUGGAUCGCUACCUGGCCAUCGUUCACGCCGUGGCCGCCAUGAGGGCCAGGACGCUGCGCUACGGAGCGCUGGCAAGCAUCAUCGUCUGGGUAGCGUCCAUCGGCGCUGCUCUCCCUGAAGCUAUCUUCGCAGCAGAAGUGUGGGAGGAUGACGAGGACAGUGGUUCAAGUUGCCAGCGGAUUUACCCAGAGGACACAGAGAAGACAUGGAAGUUGUUACGGAACUUUGGUGAAAACGGAGUGGGGCUCGUCCUAUGUCUGCCUAUAGUGGUCUUUUGUUACAUCAGUAUUCUCACUGUACUACAGAGGUUAAGGAACUCCAAAAAAGACAGGGCCAUGAAACUGAUAUUCGCCAUCGUGGGUGUGUUUGUAGUCUCCUGGGUCCCUUACAACGUUGUGGUUUUCCUCCAGACCCUUCAAAUGUUUGACAUUGGGAAUAGCUGUGAGGCUUCAACACAGCUUGAUAAAGCUAUGGAGGUGACAGAGACCAUAGCUCUGGCUCACUGCUGUGUCAACCCAGUCAUCUACGCUUUUGUAGGAGAGAAAUUCAGAAAGUGUUUGGGCACUGUGCUCUCCAGAUAUCCGCUGUGUAAGAAGCUCAGCAAACAUGCAAUGCUGAGCAGCAGAGGAUCAGAAAACGAGACUUCUAACACAGCUGUGUGAUUGUACUGCUGACAGACAAUACUUCCACUGCUGAAAACCUGUUUGAUACCUUUUCAUUGAGCAGAAGACCAAUUUCUGUUCGUAUGGAAUAAUGAAGUAUUCUUCUGAACACAGACUUGCAUUUAAAUGAAGUGUAACUGUAUAAUAUUUAACUUUAAAUGUAUUUUGAUGAGCUCUGACUAUUUGUUUAAGGGUGAUGGGCUGUUUAUGUUUUGAUUACCCAUGUAUGUAUUUCAUGUACAGUACAGGCCUGCACAACAUUUUGCUACAGCAUAAUAUCAAUAUGUUUUGCAUAGAGAUUAUCUCAACUUUUAUUCUUAUUGUAUGCACACAUUUUUGUUAUACCAUUAAAACACAACCAUG